Messenger RNA from Dermatophagoides farinae (American house dust mite), 2084 nucleotides. RefSeq lists its product as uncharacterized. The record is from RefSeq and is a predicted model, not a curated record. Gene Ontology annotation, molecular function: voltage-gated potassium channel activity; histone H3T3 kinase activity. Gene Ontology annotation, biological process: mitotic cell cycle; intracellular signal transduction; potassium ion transmembrane transport. Gene Ontology annotation, cellular component: voltage-gated potassium channel complex; membrane; nucleus. Lineage: Eukaryota; Metazoa; Arthropoda; Arachnida; Sarcoptiformes; Pyroglyphidae.
AUGUAUGAGGAAAAUCGUUCGAAAUUAUUAAAGCGUGAUGAUAAAUCUAAAAAAGAUUAUUUUCGAUUAAUUAUUAAUUUUAUACUUGAUGAAGAUAAAUUUCGUUCGAAAUUAUUGAAUUUAUCAAUACCAAAAAUAUCCGUUGGUUAUGAACAGGCAUUUCCGAAACGUUCGAAAUUCGAACGUUUUGAAUAUAUUGGUUCUGGUUCUUAUGCACAAGUUUAUAGACAUAAAAUAAUGGAUCCAAGUGUUGCUGCCAAAGUCGUCGAUGGUAUUGGUGGUGUGGUUUCCAAUAAUCAUCAUCAUCAUCAUGAUGGUACACAAUCAUCAUCAUCAUCAUCAUCAUCAUCGAUAUGUGAAGAUAAUAUCAUUAAAUUUAUUGAAGUUUUCAGUGAAGGAAUUAUUAAAAAUUUGUUUGGCGUUAAAUCAUCUAGUUCAGUAUCAAAUUAUAAACAUGCUUAUAAUGAAUUUCGUAUAUCGAUUAGCCUAUCAUAUCUGAAUAUUGGUGUUCGAUAUAGAAAACUUGGCUAUCAAUGUCCAUUAUUUCCAAAUGUUCAUGGUUGUUAUGUAAUCAAUCAAUCAAUGAUGCCGGAUUAUUUUGAAAUUCCAGCAAAAAAAACGGAUAAAAAAACAAAAUGUGUUUUUAAAUUUGAUUAUCGAAAAUUAAUGGAACCACCAUUGGAUGGUGGUAAAAGCAAAAAAAGAUGCAAUGAAGAUGAUGAUGAUGAUAAUGUUAAUGAUAAUGACGACGAUGGUGAUGAAAAUGAUGAUGAUGAUGAUGAUGGCAAUACAAUGAAUAAUUGUCAAAGUAAACAACCAUUAUCAGUUGUAAAAAAACGUAUUGCACCUGAAGUAGCAGCAAUACGAAUGGAAGAUUGUGGCCAAUCAUUAUAUGAUCAAAUGGAAAAUUAUCAACCAUUAGAAAUUCUAUCGGUGACCAAACAAUUGUUAUUGGGUUUCAUGAUUGCUGAAAAAGUAUUUGAAUUUGAACAUCGUGAUCUUCAUUUGGGCAAUAUACUUGUAAAACAAUCACCAUACGAACAAUUGACAUAUGUUUAUGAUGAUCAAUUCAUACAGAUGCCAUCCAAUAAUCUAUUGGUCAAAGUGAUUGAUACAACAUUUUCACGUCUAAAAAUCAAAAAUCGAAUCCAUUAUCGUGAUUUAUCGCAUUUAUUUGAUCCAAAAGAUUUUGAAUAUUGUGCCGGUCCAAAUAAUCAAUUAGCACAUCAAAAUGAAACAUAUAAAGCAAUGGCAUCAGAAGUACAAACUGAUUGGUUAGGUUUUUAUCCACGUACCAAUAUGUUUUGGUUAAUCUAUAUAAUUAGAAAAUUUGGCCGUAUAAUGCGUAAACAAUAUCAACAACGACAAUAUACAAGUGAUUGGUAUCAGGUACGAUCCAUAUUAAAAUGUUAUAUACAUUCAUUAUUUAAAAUGAAUGAUUUGAAAACAUUUUAUCGUAAAAUAAUGAUACGGCCACAAUUUAAUCUAAUAGUACCGAUUCGAAUAAUGACAAUGAAUGAUUCAAAUUCGAAUCAUCAUCAUCAUCAUAAUUAUAGUUGGUGGUGUAGUGGAAGUUCAUCAUUAUCACGUUGUCAUACUAUUUCAACAACAUCAACUAUUGUUGGUAAUGUUGUUAAAGAAUCGAAUGUUAAUGUUCGUGAACACAAUAAUGAUAAUGAUGAAAUGAUUGAUGAUCGAAAAAAAAGACAAAAAUCACAAUCAACAUCAUCACCGACAAUUAGUUGUCAUCAACAUGGUCAUAUUCAUUAUCAUCAUGAUAAUAAUCUACAAUCAACAAAAUCUAUUCAACAAGAAUAUGUUUCCGAUUCUACUUCAAAUUUACAACAACGACAAAAAUAAAAUGCAGAAUUGAAAUGUUUUUAUUAUCAAUCAAUCAAAAUCAUAACAUAAUAAUACAUAUAUAAUAGUGUGGGUGGUAGAGGAAAGGGUGGGUGUAAAAUGCAGAUAAAAAUAAGAAAAGAAAAUCGGCUAACCUAAUCGAAUAUUUCAAGGUUUUUUUUCAUCAUUUUUUUUUGUUUUUCAAAAAUCUAAAAUUUGAUUAAACUAUCAAAGUAGAGUAUUAU